AUGACGUCUUCUCAUUACAAUACCGGUAUCUCAACAACUGGACCGAGAGGAUCUGCGGCAAGAAAGUCCAAGGCGGCGGACCGGUUGAGAGAAGGGACCGAUUGUGUUUUGAAGAGGUAUGCAGGAGGACGGCCAGCCGUAUUUAAAGCAGAGGAAAAUCGAUACAGGCACUUGCUGACGGAAAAGCUACCCUCUGGCGAGUUGGCUGUAGCCAAUCACGAGAGCGUGUGGAGCGGCCAGAUAAGUCAGUGGAAAGAUGCCGUCGCGCCUGCAGAUCCAGUGUCUGUCUGUCAGUCAUUCCGACCGAGUGCAAGCUCACACGCUCAGGCACCACGACUAGGUGGAACCGCAAGCAAGAGCAUACAGGGACAAGACAACUUUGACAAAACAUCACUCCAAUUCCUCUCUAUCGUUGCCUAUAGUUUUAGCAUCUCCAGCAUUCGGCUUGGCUGUUGUGCCGAUCAUGAACUGUUGGUGUGUGUUUGA
Molecule: messenger RNA, 486 nt
Organism: Protopolystoma xenopodis
Lineage: Eukaryota; Metazoa; Platyhelminthes; Monogenea; Polystomatidea; Polystomatidae
Source: the annotation of a GenBank genome assembly